CGAAGGCGGCAUCUACAUCCACAUGGUAGCUGGGUACAAAAGCAACACUUUCUUUUCUCCAGCAGAUCUCACGUCAUCUCGAGGAUUCAGUUCGGCUCCAUAGCUGAAGAUCUUCUUGUGCGUAUUAUCGUUCAGAAUAAGGAGUGUCGAGAACCGCACGGUACACCGGUUCGUUUCGGGCCAUAAUUCCGAAAUCCAAAAGCGGAACCCCAAACCAGCACUGCCAUGGCGUCGUCUCUACCAUCACCAUGACUGACAGCAACAAGGACAGUGGCGACGACGUGCAGCCGUCACGACUACCGCAAGAGUCGAGCUCAUAUGCAAUUUCUUCAAGCUCUCCGAUAGCACCCCCACCACCGUAUAGUAGUGAUGUUGAACAUGGAGCAGUGAACACGAGCGAGAACCGUCUUUUGUAUUCCGCCAAUCCGAAUUCUGUACCCAUUUCUCAUCCAUCCACUUUAACCCAUGUGUCGCGAUCGUCUUCAAAGAGAUCUCUUCGGGCUAUAAUUUUCUUCGUAAUUUGCGUCUUCGCACUCACUCUUCACUUCCACAUCCGAUCUGUGAAGGAUAAAAAGCACCAGCUCACACUCGAUGGUCUCGCAUGGGCUGACCUAACCCCAUCAAAACGCUGUCUCCAUUUUGACACGAGAGAGUAUUCCGCUCAGUUGAUGGGCGUGCCCAGAGGCGAAGGUGGCUUGCGGUUGUGUAAAGAGAAGGGGAUUAUCAUUCACGGCAUCAACAUCAAGCAGCCAGGGUAUUGUACUGUUGACGUCGAUAAUUCGGCGCCCACGAAGCCUCGGAUUUACGGCCAUUGGACGGUUGAUUCGAACGAGCCGAGUUGCAAAACGCUGUGGGAAAACUUUCAGGAUAAGGGGUGCGUGGCGACUGGCUCGAAGACUCGCCGCAUUGAAGCCCACAUGGGUAACCACCAACCGCCAUGGGAUAAUUGGCGAGAAAUGUGUUCUACCACUCCCGCGGACUACGAUGGCCAUCACUUCGACCAGCCGGAUAGUUGUGACCACAGGGGUAUUUUCAGCGGGGUCUGGGGUGUUUGGUUUGUUAGAGACGAAAGUUGCUAAUCCAACGUAUU
Messenger RNA from Desarmillaria tabescens, 1090 nucleotides. RefSeq lists its product as uncharacterized. The transcript has 8 exons. The record is from RefSeq and is a predicted model, not a curated record. Bases 249 to 1079 code for a protein of 276 amino acids. NCBI's taxonomy places the organism in Eukaryota, Fungi, Basidiomycota, Agaricomycetes, Agaricales, Physalacriaceae.